This is a messenger RNA of Cooperia oncophora, 189 nucleotides long. NCBI's taxonomy places the organism in Eukaryota, Metazoa, Nematoda, Chromadorea, Rhabditida, Trichostrongylidae. The record is from the annotation of a GenBank genome assembly.
AUGGACUGGGUUUAUAACGCACCAGUUGACAAUCAACGUUCACCGAUCGAAAAUCUGAAUGGUGACUGGGUACGUAUUCUCUGCGAAUUCGGUGAUCUCAUCCUGAUACCGGCUAACACGUCUUCGAUCGGACGCAACACACAGAAUUUCGUCAAAAUGCGCAGAUUCUACAAAGAGAACGAUCAGUAA